Haliotis rubra (blacklip abalone) is the source of this 1617-nucleotide messenger RNA. RefSeq lists its product as uncharacterized. NCBI's taxonomy places the organism in Eukaryota, Metazoa, Mollusca, Gastropoda, Lepetellida, Haliotidae. The record is from RefSeq and is a predicted model, not a curated record. Bases 260 to 1171 code for a protein of 303 amino acids. The transcript has 4 exons.
AGCAUCGAUGUAUCAGGUCGAUCGCUGAUAUAUCGUGUUGUUAUCCCCUGAGAUAACACCUUCACUCCUGUGGGAAUAGAUGCUAUCACAGGACGACGCCUGGAGCCACGCCCCUCCCGGCUCCACAGCGCAGAUAGCCACCGUGUUAUCAGCGCCGCGGCCAUCACGGAAGCCGCCCUUGGCAGAGUAACUCUCUUGAAAACCCCGUGCAGGUAACUGAGUGUCAGUCUACCGGGCACUGGACACCUGAACCCAAGUGAUGACGCACCUUCCGGCCACUUUUGCUGUGUUCGCGCUUUUCCUUGCUGGGAUCACAGGUCAUGGGCGGUUGAUGGACCCGCCGCAGCGUUCCAGUAUGUGGAGGGAUGGUUUCAACACCCCCACCAACUACGACGACAACCAACUUAACUGUGGCGGAUCCUAUCAUCAGUGGUCAACUGGACUGGGUGGCAAGUGCGGCGCCUGUGGUGACCCUUACGACGCACAACAACGUAACAACGAACCUGGCGGAAGGUACUACAGUGACAUCAUCAGCCGCGUCUACUACCCAGGUGACAACAUCACCAUCAAUGUACUCAUCACAUCUAAUCACAGAGGCUAUUUUGAAUUCAGAUUAUGUGACAAUGGUCUUUUGGCUGGGGACGCUCUUCUGGAGUGUCUCAACAAAACGUUGUUGACUCUUGACCCGAGUGACCCAGAGGUUCAAGCAGCGACCAUUGGUGGCCCGCUGGUGCGUUACUCUCCUGGAAGUGAAACCAGGAUGUUUUACGUGAAGGCCAGCCUACCGGCGGAAGUGACAUGUGAUUUUUGUGUGCUGCAAUGGACGUACGUCACAGGAAACACGUGGGGUACAGAUGCUGACGGUACAGGGUUAGGCCACGGUCCUCAGGAGCACUUCAUUAACUGCGCCAACAUCCAGAUCACGACCAACACAUCCUACACAACAUUAACGCCAAAAUCUACAUCGACGACAACGGCAUCAAGUACAUCAUUAUCAUCAACAACCACCACCACCACAACAACAACAACGUUGUCAUCAUCUACAGCAACGUCACAACCUGGGAGUGGGUGUCGUGCUGUCGGUGUCUGGAGAACCGUGGCGGGCAUGAACGCCUGGUGUGCCCUGCUUUGCCCCAAAGGCAUAUGUCCAAAAAGAACUGUGUCGCUGUAGCUGAACACCUCGCCCAGCAGGACCUGAACACCCUGCCAGGCGGUAGGACACAUACCCUCUCGGUCGAAUCUGAACACCUCCCCUAACUGAACCUGGACACCUCUCUUUUGAAUCUGAACACCUGCUGCAGCUGAAUCUGGACACCUGCUGCAGCUGAAUCUGGACACCUGUUGCAGCUGAAUCUGAACACCUGCUGCAGCUGAAUCUGAACACCUCAUGCAGCUGAAUAUGGACACCUCCUGCAGCUGAAUCUGGACACCUGCUGCAGCUGAAUUUGGACACUUGCUGCAGCUGAAUCUGAACAUUUCUCUUUUUUUAAAUCUGAAUACCUCUUACAGUUUUACAUAAACAUAAUAUCUCAGCUGGACACACUCGGUCAGUAGAACCCGGUCGAACAUUGUUGGGUCAGUACGUAUCUGUGGUGGUGGGGACAGAGGUUAUGUGAG